This is a messenger RNA of Rotaria sp. Silwood2, 1743 nucleotides long. NCBI's taxonomy places the organism in Eukaryota, Metazoa, Rotifera, Eurotatoria, Philodinida, Philodinidae. The record is from the annotation of a GenBank genome assembly.
AUGCAAACAACUUGUGAAACUGCAAAUCAAAGAUUAGCUCAAACUACAGAUAAUAUAGUAGCUAAAAAGUUAUCAGUAGAAAAGACAUGCUCAACAGUAGCUCCAGGACCUGUAGGAACAGAUACAGAAGAUGAAUUAGCUACAGGAGCUACAGAAAUAGCUCAACCUGCCGCUACCACUACUGCUACUAAAAAUUAUACUCGUAAACCAGUUGAGCGUAUUGAAAAGUAUAUAUUAGAAUAUAUUCAUUUUUGUACACAACAUAUGAAAAAAUUAGCCCAAUCCCGGAUACAAUUAGCUAAAGUUCAAAUGGAUGAAUUUAAAGCAUUAGAAGAUUUUGAACAAAUAGCUAGUUCAGCCCAAUGGAAUAUUCGUUUAAUAUUAAAACCUAAAAUAAAGAAUUGGUCUGAAAAAAACAAAAAUUAUCAAAUUUUGGCAAAACGUGUUGAAUUAGAUUUCCCUCCUAAAAUUAUUGAGAAAGUUGACUUUUCUUUUAAAAUUGAUGAAUCAAUUAUUAGUCAAGAUGAAGCACAGGCCACAUACAAUCAAAUGCGUCAAAUUACCAAAGAUUUUCGUACUCAAGCUAUGACAUUAUAUGUUCAAUCAACUGCACGAGAAAAUGAAGUCUUACCAAAUGAAAUUAAAGGUAUUGUUGAUAGAUUUCCUCAAGAAAAAGAUGAAGAAUUUGACGCUGAACCUGGCUAUACAGCUUUUAAACAAUAUCAUGAAUUACGAGAAAAAAGAAUAAAAAUACAAAUCGAACAAUCUCUUCAUUUUUUAUUCGAACUGCAAGUCGAGGGCGAUACCAACAACCUGCUAAUUCAAGAAGAAAUAACCGCUCCGACUGUAAUACGUCCAAAAUUUAUAUUUAAUGGCCCAAAAACAGCAGCUCGACGACGUAUUACAGAGUGGGCUACUUUGAAACGUAAAAUAGAAGAUUAUUUUCUCCGUAAGAAGGUGAGCCCCUGUCGUCCUCUUCAACAAUUUAUGGCUGAAUUAGAUGUUCUUCUUCAAACAUUACAUGAUGUUUCAAUAUCAAAUAAAAAUCUUAAUAAUAAUAGAAUAAUUGGGAGUCAAAUAAAUGAUAUUCUUGAAUUAAUAAACAGUCAAGCAACUCAAUCGCAAUCACAAAUAAUUACUGGAAUUAAAGUUAAGAAAAAGAAAAUUUAUGACAGACUUGUAAAAAGAUUGAAGCAUAAACCCAAAUUGGCUAAUGUUAUUUUACGUAAAUCUGAUAAAUCUAAAGUAUUUCAUUUAUGUAAAAUUGAAGAUUAUCGUAAGAAAUCUGAAGAAUAUAUGGCAAAAACCCAAGCAUAUAAAUGCUUAGGAACAAAUUAUCCAUUAUCUGAUCUAAUUACGAGAACCAAUAAAUAUUUAUUGGAUUUAAGAUUAGCCAAAUGGAUUACUCAAAAACAAUAUGAAAAAUUAUACAUUAAUCCAUGUGAAGUCGAACUGGCUCAUUUAUAUUAUUUACCAAAAGCCCAUAAGGCAGGUACUCCUCUUCGUCCAAUAGUAUCGGGCCUUAAGCAUCCUACAAUUAAACUAUCAAAGUUUCUUCAUGAGCUAUUAAGACCAUUAUUUGAUAAAAUGGCUAUAAAAACUACUGUAACCUCUGGCUUUGAAUUAAUAAAGCAGUUGCAAGAAUGGUCUAAGAAAAAUAUGUGCCAAGAAACCUUAUUUUGUGCAAUUGAUGUUGUAGAUCUUUAUACAAUGGUGCCACAAACUGAAGGGGUACUAUCAUAA